AGACGUAGAAGAAGUGAAAAACAAAGACGAGUUUAGUGAAAUAAAUCCCAGAAAUUCUCCUUAAAUAUACCGUAAAUAUGGCAGAAACCGAGGCUGCCCCGUCGAAAUCCUUUGCCGAGAAGCAGGCCGAGAGGAUGGCCCGCCUGAAGAACCUGCACACACAACGCAACGAAGCGCGGGUGUCGAAUCACCGAGAAGUGGUGGCCGAGGACGAACGGAAGAAGCUGCCCGCAAACUGGGAAUCGCGGAAAAAGCAAGCCGAAUGGUUAACAGACGAUCUGGCGGCUCGCGAUGUGGCUGAAUCCCGGGGCUUGGACUAUAACCGGGUGAAAUUGCUGAACGUUUCGGCAGCGGAAGCCGAUCGGAUAGAUAAGCUGAAGGCCAAGAAGAAGAACGCAGAUCCGGGAUUCUCCGAUUACGAGGCCCAAACGGCCCGGCAGUACAAUCGGCUGGUGAAAAAUCUGCCCCCGAGGGAUCUGGUGAAGUACGAAGAGCAAAAGGAGAAGUACGGCGAAGCGUUCUACGGUGGACCGAACGUGAUACUCCAGGGAAUGCACAAGGACACUCCCGCUGCCAUCGAUAACAUGGUGAAGGAUCUCGAGGGACAGAUUGCCAAGCGGAAGAAGUUCUCGCGCCGUCGUACGCACAACGAUGAUGCGGACAUUGACUACAUCAACGAGAAGAACGCGCGAUUCAACAAGAAGCUGGAGCGAUUUUACGGCGAGCAUACGGUCGAGAUCAAGCAAAACUUGGAGCGCGGAACGGCCAUCUAAGUUUCGCUUUGCUUUUUAUGUAAAUUCCAUAACCCUUAUCGAUAACAGUACAAUAUUUUAAUAAAGCUCAUCAACGAUAAGGACUCGUA
Anopheles aquasalis is the source of this 862-nucleotide messenger RNA. Its product is annotated as pre-mRNA-splicing factor Syf2. Lineage: Eukaryota; Metazoa; Arthropoda; Insecta; Diptera; Culicidae. The record is from RefSeq and is a predicted model, not a curated record. Gene Ontology annotation, cellular component: post-mRNA release spliceosomal complex; catalytic step 2 spliceosome; Prp19 complex.